Messenger RNA from Suricata suricatta (meerkat), 2249 nucleotides. RefSeq names its product melanophilin (gene MLPH). NCBI's taxonomy places the organism in Eukaryota, Metazoa, Chordata, Mammalia, Carnivora, Herpestidae. The coding region runs from base 206 to 1948 and encodes 580 amino acids. The record is from RefSeq and is a predicted model, not a curated record. The transcript has 16 exons. Gene Ontology annotation, cellular component: cortical actin cytoskeleton. Gene Ontology annotation, molecular function: actin binding; myosin binding; small GTPase binding. Gene Ontology annotation, biological process: intracellular protein transport.
CCCCUGCAGGUCAGGUGCUCUGCCUGCCCCCCGCCCGCUGCGCCCCGCCUGGCCCCGACUCUCCUGCCUCGCCCCAGUGUGUCAGGACCUGACAUCCUGCCUUGUCGCCUUCUUUACCUCGCAGGACCCGAAAGAGCAGCCCCUGGGGCCGGGCCAGGGCCUGCACACGCCUAGAAAGGAGCCGGUGCGAUCCUGACGAGCAGAAAUGGGGAAGAAGCUGGAUCUUUCCAAGCUCACGGACGAGGAGGCCCAGCACGUCUGGGAAGUGGUGCAGCGGGACUUCGACCUGAGGAGGAAAGAAGAGGAAAGACUCGAGGGGCUGAAGGGCAGGAUUAAGAAGGAGAGCUCCCAGAGGGAGCUGCUGGCGGACACGGCCCACCUGGAUGAGACCCACUGCGCCCGCUGCCUGCAGCCCUACCGGCUCCGUGCCACCCCCAAGAGGCAGUGCCUGGACUGCCACCUCUUCGCCUGCCAAGACUGUAGCCACGCCCACCCGGAGGAGGGGGGCUGGCUCUGUGACCCCUGCCACAUGGCCAGGGUCGUGAAGAUGGGCUCGCUGGAGUGGUACUACGGGCAUCUGAAAGCCCGCUUCAAGCGGUUCGGGAGCGCCAAAGUGGUCCGGUCCCUGUGCGGGCGGCUGCGGGACGGAGGUUUGCCUGACAGGGCACAUGGGUCACCUGACAUCCACAGUGGGCCGGCGCCAAGCCCUGGAGAAGGAAGUGGAGACAGUGAGCAGACAGAAGAGGAUGAAGAAACGGACACAGUGGCCCAGGCCCAGCCCCUUGGGAGCAAAAAGAAACGCCUCUCCAUUCACGACUUGGACUUUGAGGCCGACUCUGACAACUCGACUGGGUCCUGCAGCCACUCCCCGAGUCCGUCCCCGGUCCCGAUGGCCACAAACAGCCUGCAGGCCCUCACAGACGAACCCUCUGCGAAGGGCACCCCCCAGGAGGCCGUGGUCCCGGAGGAGGCUGGUGUCAGUGCCCCCGGACGCCACCCCCAUCCAGAGGAGCAGAUGGACAGCCUCCCAGCUGCCGGACGGGACGCCGUCACGGAGCCCUGCCUCCCUGGAGAGGCCUGCGCCACAGCCCCGGGCCUGGCUGUCACACCGGGUCUGAGCGUCGUCGGGAGUGAGCAGCGCGGCUCCCAGUAUCUGGCCGACGAGGACACUUCCGAAGACGAGGACCCCCGGGCGGACGGUGUGGCCUCCCGGCUCCCCACACGGAGGGGCCGCGCGCCGGCUGAGAGCCAGCGCCUCACCGGCCACCAGCCCACAGACGCCGACAGAGAAGAGGAGACCCUAAAGAGGAAGCUGGAGGAGCUGACCAGCCACAUCAGUGACCAGGGGGCCUCGUCCGAGGAGGAGGGGAGCAAGGCCGAAGAGGCAGGACUGGGCAGGAGAGCCUCCAUCGAGGACCUCCCCAGGGCAGCCCGGGAGGCGCUCGAGGCUGCGGGCCAAACGUCCAGACAGGAGACAAGCCCCCGGGGCCCUCAGGAGCACGUGCAGCCCGGCGGAACCACGGACAAGAAGCUGCUGGAGCUGGAAGACAGGGUGGCCGUGACGGCCUUCGAGGUCCAGCAAGUGGAGAGCGAGGUCUCCAGCAUCAAGUCCAAGAUUGCCGCCUUGCAGGCUGCUGGGCUCACAGUGAGCCCCUCGGGAAAGCCCCGGCGGAGGUCCACCCUGCCGAUUUUUCUUCCUCGACUUGGGAGAUCUCACCAGAGUCCUAAGGAUCCGAAUGCAGAGCCUUCGGAUGAAGUCAAGGUGAUGACUGCAUCCUCUCUUCUGAGAAAGACGUUCAGCAAUUCCCCAAAAAGUCAAGACAAAGACGGUGACUCCUUUGAUCGGCUGUCCGCGUACCGUGGGUCCCUGACACAGAGGAGCCCCAGCAGCAGGAAGGGGCUGGGCCCCCACAGCUAUGCAAAACCCGUGAUGACCCACCAGCCGUGAGGGGGCCAUCGGAGGAGGCCCGAGAGCCCGGGCCCCAGCUGCCCCCUCCCCCACCGUCUCGUCCCUCCGUCGCCUGCACAUCCUGCUGCCCACAUUCCAGUGGAGAAACCAGCAAAACACCGUCUGCAGUGGAACCCCACCUGCGAGGACACCGCCGUGUUGGACCUUCAGCCGUUCGCCCACCUUCCCUGACGCCCUCCGACCCCACCCCCGCCGGCCUGCUCUGAUCCCCGAGAAACAUCUAAGCAGACCUUCUUCCCUUUAGGACCGUGUUAAACUUUGUAAAGGACACAAAGAGGAA